This is a messenger RNA of Aspergillus ochraceoroseus IBT 24754, 1354 nucleotides long. RefSeq names its product WW domain protein. The transcript is spliced from 2 exons. The record is from RefSeq and is a predicted model, not a curated record. Gene Ontology annotation, molecular function: protein binding. Bases 473 to 1354 code for a protein of 293 amino acids. Lineage: Eukaryota; Fungi; Ascomycota; Eurotiomycetes; Eurotiales; Aspergillaceae.
ACUGCUCCGUAUACUCCGUGCUUGGGUAGACUAUGUCCAACGGCCCUCCUCGGCUGCUUUGGACUCCUCGAUCCGGGUCACCCCUCCAUGAUUCCCUCUGUCUUCCGGUCAUUGUUGGCGCUGGACUUUCUGACAAGCUGCAUCUGGAUUUGCAUCUUGCUGUGUUCUGUAGUCAUUCAGCCCAUUACAAUCCUGAAUAGUUGUAAUUAUAGCACCCCCGGCUGUUUUUUAUGUGGUUGCCUAGUUUUUAUAACUUAUUACGGAGGUCCAUGUCUCCACGCCUUCAUAUCUCCACGACGACUCCAUAACAAGGUGCUGCAUAUAGGAAGUUUCUGUUCCCCUCCAUUGCGUUCCACUUAAUAUAUAAAGCCCUCCUCGUCAUCUGCUUUCCUUGCUAAAUCCUUCUUCUUCCUUGUUUCCCCUCAUUCAUUCUUUGUUGUUCUAUAUUCUGCGUAGCCAGUGCUACCCCACCAUGGCCUACUACGGACAAAGCCCCUACUACGGAGGAGGAGGGGGAGGAGGAGAGCAACCUCGUCCUUACGACCGUCCUCCAUAUGGCGGUCCUCAACCUAAUCAACCUCCACCUAAUCAUUCCCAAUCUAAUCAUCCUCCAUACGACCGCCCUCCCUCCGAUCGUCCUCCUUACGAUCGUCCCACCUACGAUAGCCGCCCUCCAUACGAAAACCGCGACCAAUCCUACGGCAGCCGUCCUCCAUAUGAAAACCGCGACCAAUCCUACGGCAGCCGUCCCCCCUACGAAAACCGUGACCAAUCUCACGAUAGCCAUCCCCCCUACCAGGAACAACGCCACGAUUAUCCCCAGAACUCUCGACCCCCUUACAACAAUCCUCCACCAUCUGCCCGUCCUCCCGCCGUUCCUCCCCCACCCCUCCCCACGGGCUGGGCUCAAGAAUGGGAAUCCAAUGUCCGCCGUGCAUUCUACGUUGAAAUAGCCACGGGACGGACAGAAUGGACCCUCCCAGCUGAGGUUGUUGCGGGCGGGGCCAGAGGGGGCGAUUAUUAUCGUGGCGCCCCUCCGGUUCCUCCUCAACCUAAUAUGCAGGGCCAGCCUCCUUACCAGGAUAAUACGCAGCGGGCGGCGUAUGACCAGCGAGCUUACGACCAGCAGGCCUAUGAGCAGAAGAUGCAGCAGGAGAAGAAGAGUGAUAAGAAGAAGCUGCUUGCUGUUGGUGCGGGGGCGUUGGCCCUUGGUGUGGCCGGUGGUGCCUUUUUGGGGCAUGAGAUAACUGAACACCAUGACGAAGAGCGCGAAGAAGAGCGCGAAGAGAGACACCAUCACCACUCUUCGGAUGACGAGGAACGUCAUUAUUCCGACCAUGGGGAUGACUGGUAA